AUGCCACCUUCAACAGAGCCACCAAGUGGCACGUCAACUCCGCGAUCAUUUACCAACCAAUCCACCUCUGCAGAGGAGCUUCUCAAGUCGCAAACCGUCGGUCUAGUUCAUCUUUCCGAUUUUCGAAAACGCCGGGCAGAAGUUUUGGAGCAGAAAGAGCGCGAGGCCCAUGACAAGUCAUUAGGCAGAUUCACAUCUGCCACUUCAAGAACUGCGACACCUUCACAGGGAGAUGUGACCGAUGGUGCGUCGACACCUGCAAGUUUAUCAUCAGAUGGCCGACCUAAAAAGAAAAAGAAGGGUCUAGCGAAGACCAAGUUGUCGUUUGGAGAUGAUGAAGAAAGCAAUGACACCGGAGAGGAUUCUACUACAGUCAAACGAGGCAAGCUAAAAGUAGCAUCUAUGAAUUCAACAGAAGAAAAUUCUGGAUUACUGGGGCGCAAGAUUGUUGCGAAUCCAAAAGCACACCCGCCACCGAAAGCUCUCACGAAAGCGGCGAUUGAAGCCGAGGCCGAGGCCCGCGAUCUUCUUCGAAAGGAAUUCCUCGCACUUCAAGAAGCUGUCAAAGCGACAGAGAUUAUAAUCCCAUUUGUCUUUUACGAUGGCACGAAUAUUCCGGCUGGCAAUGUGAAGGUCAAGAAGGGAGACCCUGUAUGGCUUUUCCUUGACCGAUGUCGAAAAGUCGGUGCAGAGCUUGGUGUCGCAGGAGCUCAAAGUAGCGGGCGUGUGAAGCGAGAUAAUCGUCGCGAAUGGGCACGCGUUGGUGUUGAUGACCUGAUGCUUGUGCGGGGUGAUAUAAUCGUACCACAUCACUACGAGUUUUACUAUUUCAUUGCGAAUAAAGUGCCCAGCUUCAAUGAUGCUGGUGGCCUGUUAUUCGACUUCUCGACCGAGGCGCCGCCGGAAAAAAAUGAUGAUCCCCUUGCGGGGUCGAGCAAUGAGGAUCUUGAAGGAGCCGAUGCUGAUCCUGUCCUGACAAAGGUUGUGGAUCGCAGAUGGUAUGAAAAGAAUAAACAUAUUUUCCCAGCAAGCUUGUGGCGAGAGUACGAACAAGGAGAUGACUUCCUUUCAAAAAUGAAAUCAACAAGACGCGACGCCGAGGGGAAUGUGUUCUUCUUCUGA
Talaromyces proteolyticus is the source of this 1122-nucleotide messenger RNA. Its product is annotated as XAP5 domain protein. Lineage: Eukaryota; Fungi; Ascomycota; Eurotiomycetes; Eurotiales; Trichocomaceae. Gene Ontology annotation, cellular component: nucleus. The coding region runs from base 1 to 1122 and encodes 373 amino acids. The record is from RefSeq and is a predicted model, not a curated record. Gene Ontology annotation, biological process: chromatin organization. The transcript is spliced from 3 exons.